CAAUCUAUGGUUAAACGGCUGAAUUGACGUUUCUACAAGACAAUUCAAUUUACGACUUGAGAAUUUUGCUCAAGUGACAUUUAAAUAAAUAAUUUUUCUUUUCGAUUACUUGAAGUCGGGAAUUUAUAAGUACGACCAUGAAUCGACUAUUUGGGCGUGCUAAACCCAAAGAACCGGGUCCAAGUAUCACUGACUGUAUAGCUGGGGUUGAUGGUAGAGCCGAUUCGGCCGAGAAAAAAGUUGCGCGAUUAGAUGCAGAGCUCAAAAAGUAUAAAGACCAAAUGGUCAAAAUGCGGGACGGACCUGCCAAAAAUGCUGUCAAAGCCAAAGCCAUGCGAGUUCUCAAGCAGCGUAAAAUGUAUGAGGCGCAAAUUGAUAAUUUGAGACAACAAGCAUUCAACAUGGAACAAGCUAAUUACGCUACUCAAACGCUAAAAGAUACUCAUGCAACUGUUGCCGCUAUGAAGGAAGGUGUGAAACAAAUGCAGAAAGAAUUUAAAAACAUAAACAUCGACCACAUAGAGGAUAUGCAAGAUGAUCUUGCCGAUAUGUUGGAACAAGCGGACGAAGUUCAAGAGGCGAUGGGUCGAAGUUACGGAAUGCCUGAAAUCGAUGACGACGAACUCGCAGCCGAGUUGGACGCUCUUGGUGAUGAUCUUGCUCUGGAUACCGAUACAUCGUAUUUGGACGAUGCGAUAAAAGCUCCUAGUGCUCCUGACAGAGAGCCUGGCGCGAGUUCAAUCAGGAACAAGGAUGGAGUAUUGGUGGAUGAAUUUGGGUUGCCCCAGAUAUCAGCUAGCUAAGUUACACCAGUUGACAAAGAAUUCAUUACGAAAAAGAAACAAAAAAAGAAGAAAAAAACGAGCGGAUUCCUGCAAGCUUGUCCAAAGACACUUUACUCUUUGACCAUCAGAGUUGCAAUGCUUAAUUUCGAGCACAUUAGUAAUCCUGAAAAAGAGGCAGGGACAAAUAAUUGAUUUCUAAUGGAUGUUUCCACUCGUGCCGCUUUUAACUUGCGCAAACUGAAAACAAAAAGAAAUUAUAAUGCUUGAACACAAUUUCAACUUUAUCUGAAUAUAAUAUUAUAUAAAAUAUAAUAUAUCUUUAUGUAUAUGUACAAUUUUUAUUACGAUAGCUUUAUGUUAUGUGAGUAGAAUACAAAAAUUAAUAAAGUCAGUGAUCAAAUGA
Molecule: messenger RNA, 1188 nt
Organism: Venturia canescens
Lineage: Eukaryota; Metazoa; Arthropoda; Insecta; Hymenoptera; Ichneumonidae
Gene: Vps60
Product: vacuolar protein sorting 60
Exons: 4
Coding region: 138-803 (221 amino acids)
Biological process (GO): vesicle budding from membrane; late endosome to vacuole transport via multivesicular body sorting pathway
Cellular component (GO): multivesicular body
Source: RefSeq, a predicted model, not a curated record